AUGGAUGGACUGCGUAUCCCUCGAUGUUAUUUUCCGGAUUAUGAUCCAGAGAGUCUACACAACAUAGAACUACACGUGUUUGUAGAUGCUAGCACACAGGCCUUUGCAGCGGUAGCAUAUUUCCGCAUUUUUGACCAUGGGAAGGUAAGAGUCACAUUAGUGUCGUCGAAAACCAAGGUUGCACCACUCCGUGAACUCUCAGUACCACGACUGGAACUGAUGUCAGCGGUACUUGGUGCUCGAUUACGAAGGAGUAUAGAGGAGAAUCAUUCGCUGAAGAUUCAACGAACCUGGUUUUGGAGCGAUUCGUCUACGGUUUGUUCCUGGAUCAAGUCUGACACACGCCGGUAUCGCCAAUUCGUCGCUUUCCGUGUGGACGAAAUACUAAGCCUGUCGAACGUCAACGAGUGGCAAUGGAUUUCAACGAGGGUCAACGUUGCUGACGAAGCCACUAAAUGGGGAAAAGGUCCCUCUUGCAGCAUGGACAGUAGAUGGUUUCAAGGGCCCGAGUUUCUCUACACCUGGGACGGAGGUCAAAUGUCGGUUCCAGAAGACGUCGCGGACGAAUGCGAAACGGAGUUACGGGAGGCGUACGUUUGUAGUCACCUAAUCAAGCAACCAGUCGUAGCAGCAGAAAGAUUUUCGCGAUUUGAAAGAAUGUUACGUUCUGUAGCGUAUGUGCAUCACUUCGUGGAAAGUUCCCGUGCACCAAAGAAUAACGAAUCGACGAAGACGGUUGGACUAACCAGUGCGGAAAUCCAAAAAGCAGAGAGGACCUUAUGGAUGAUUGCGCAGUCGGAGGCAUUUCCGGAGGAAGUAACGAUCCUGAAACAAAACUUGGAAAGGGAUUGUGCACGCCAGAAGCAAGUAAAAGCAGGUAGCAACCUCUUGAAACAGUCUCCAUUUGCAGACGAGUACGGUGUAUUACGAGUAGGCAGUAGAGCGGGAGAUGCGCAAGUACUUGCGUACGAUGCGAAGUUUCCCAUAAUCCUGCCAAGAAAUCAUCGGAUCACGGAGCUGCUGUUGGACUUCUAUCACCGCAAGUACGGACACGCUAACGAUGAGACUAUAGUCAACGAAGUGCGACAGAGAUUUCACGUGCCGCGACUACGAGUGGAAAUGGGACCGCUUCCAGCGGUACGGCUGCAACCAGGUAUACGUCCUUUCACAUACACAGGAGUAGAUCUCUUCGGACCGUAUUUGGUGAAAGUAGGGAGAAGCGUGGCAAAGCGAUGGGUGUGCCUUUUCACCUGUCUCACCGUUAGAGUUAUUCAUCGCGAGGUAGUUGCCAGCUUGUCCACCGAUGCGUGCAAAAAGGCAAUCAGGCGAUUCAUCGCACGACGGGGAUCUCCUAUAGAAAUUUACUCCGACAACGGAACAAACUUUGUGGGAGCGAGCCGUGAUCUGCAGGACGAAAUCAACCGGAUUCACACUGAAUUGGGCAGCACUUUUACUAAUGCUCAAACUCAGUGGAAGUUUAACCCUCCUGCCGCUCCCCAUAUGGGGGGCUGUUGGGAAAGAAUGGUUCGGGCAGUGAAAUCGGCACUCAGAUGUAUUCCAGAGGCGCGCAAAUUGGAUGACGAAUGUUUCGUUACGGUGUUGACAGAAGCAGAGAGCAUGGUCAACUCUCGACCAUUAACGUUUGUCCCAUUGGAAACCGCUGAUCAUGAAGCGUUAACCCCAAACCAUUUCCUGCUUCUGAGCUCCAACGGUGUGCGAGAGCCGGAGAAGCUUCCAACCGAUCCUGGGAUGGCGUUGAGGAAUAGCUGGAGUCUGGUGAAGCACACGCUGGAUAACUUCUGGCGUAGGUGGCUGGUGGAGUACUUACCAACUAUCAUUCGUCGAACGAAGUGGUUCCGUGAUGUUAGACCGCUCAAGGUAGGGGAUCUUGUGCUCGUAGCCGACGAGAAUGCUCAAAAUCGAUGGUUGCGAGGCCGUAUCAUUCGGACGAUCCCGGGUAAGGACGGAGUAACCCGUUCAGCGGAAGUACAGACGACGAGCGGAAUACUAAAGAGACCUUCUACGAGAUUGGCUGUGUUGGACGUGGCUAGUUCAAGUGACGACCAACCGGAAGUUGAUGCGACACGGCGGGGAGGAUGUUCGCCGCCACAGCCCAUAGUAGAUCACGUAACGCGGUCAAAAGGUGGUUCUGUCAUCGGCGUGGAUGACAAGCAGAAUUGGACGAAUAAUACAAAACGACAGACUGACGAUAAACAGUGA
Messenger RNA from Aedes albopictus (Asian tiger mosquito), 2220 nucleotides. RefSeq lists its product as uncharacterized. Gene Ontology annotation, molecular function: nucleic acid binding. Lineage: Eukaryota; Metazoa; Arthropoda; Insecta; Diptera; Culicidae. The coding region runs from base 1 to 2220 and encodes 739 amino acids. The record is from RefSeq and is a predicted model, not a curated record. Gene Ontology annotation, biological process: DNA integration. The transcript has 2 exons.